AUGCUCUGCGGCGUCGCGCUCGGGUCGUGGGAGUUCUCGGCUGCUUUCUGUGUGGGACGCAGUCGUGGCUGUGAGGUCAGUAUCGUCACGUCGGAAGAUACGCGCACUGUCAGCAAACGCCACGUGGGCUUUGUCCCGCUCAUGGAGACGCUCACGACGGCUGCUGGCUCUGGCUCUGGCAAGCGCCGCUGGGUUGUCCACGAUCUGGAGACGCUGAAUGGAACUGCAGUGAAUGGAGAGGAGGUGCCCACAGGUGGCAGUCGAGAGCUUCGAGAUAGGGAUGAAGUGGUGCUGGCCUCGACCAUGCGGCAGUGCGUGCGGCUUCAGGUUCAGUUCCGGGACGAGGCGUGUUCGCGCAUUAUCGUCAAAGCACUUGUGUGCUCGUCCACGCUGUCUCCUGCACCAUUACAUCGUCGUCUGGUGACUCCAGGGACAGUCGCGCGACGCUUGCCACGACGAGACGUUGUGGCAGCAGCAUCAGGAGCUGGAACAGGAUUGGACCGAUCAGUAGUUACGAGUGCUGGUAGUCCAGCUGUCGUGAGGACGGGCUGUCGAUCGGGAGGACUUUUAGCAGGGACAGUGCGAAGUGAUGCGAACUUGAUGACACCGCCACCGCAGAGUCUUUCGCAAAAGCGGACUCGUACUAGUCCACGACAUGGAGCUGGCGAGACCAAGAGUGUGGAUAAGAGCGACAAGCGACGGAGUAGAUCGCAAAGUCAGCAGAGGAAGCGCUCCCGACGAGGUGGCGUGACUGACGAAGAAGACGAAGCAGCAUUGGAAGGAGUUGCAGGAAUGGAGAAAGAUGUUGUUUCUGCUGCUAAAAGAGCUCAAGAGCAUGAGAAAGAAGAGAGAGAGCGGCUGAUGAUGUGUUCGGUGUGUCUGGAAUACUAUCACGGUAGUGCUACGCUACCGUGCUCGCACACAUUCUGCGGAUACUGCAUCAGCAAGUGGUUCCGCCACUCGCUGUCCUGCCCCGAGUGCCGAAAUGUUGUGAAGACAGUUCCUGUGCGUAACCGCGCACUGGACGAGCUCGUGGAGCGACUAGUAGGCCACACGGAGGCGUACAAGUCCCAUGUGCGCCGUCGCGCACGGAAGCAGCGACGACUUGUUGAAUCGCGCCAGUACGAUGGUGGAGGCAGUGACGACAAUGAGGAUGCAGCUGAAGGCGCUGUUCGUGGCGUGGGUUGUCUACAGCUAGGCGGGACCCGCACCGGGGAGCCCAGGUUGCGCGCCAGCAUUUUCACUCGUUGGUCGGCCGAUGAGAGACGCGCGUUCGCCGCUUACAUCAGCAAUCUAUUCGGUGAGGCUCGUCUCGCUACUUGCAAGAAGGUAGGACUCACGCCGCUCGCAGUCGACACGUCCAACACGAACCAGCUGAUCACAGCCGCGCAGAACCUGCUGCUGGACUGCGGGAACUUCCUCAUGACCAGCAACGGGUGCUGUCAACGCCUCCAAAUCUUCCUGCUCUUUGGAUGA
Molecule: messenger RNA, 1476 nt
Organism: Peronospora matthiolae
Lineage: Eukaryota; Oomycota; Peronosporomycetes; Peronosporales; Peronosporaceae
Source: the annotation of a GenBank genome assembly